Salvelinus namaycush (lake trout) is the source of this 520-nucleotide messenger RNA. Its product is annotated as microtubule-associated proteins 1A/1B light chain 3C-like. Gene Ontology annotation, biological process: macroautophagy; autophagy of mitochondrion; autophagosome assembly. NCBI's taxonomy places the organism in Eukaryota, Metazoa, Chordata, Actinopteri, Salmoniformes, Salmonidae. The record is from RefSeq and is a predicted model, not a curated record. Bases 1 to 432 code for a protein of 143 amino acids. The transcript is spliced from 4 exons. Gene Ontology annotation, cellular component: cytosol; autophagosome; autophagosome membrane. Gene Ontology annotation, molecular function: ubiquitin protein ligase binding.
AUGAUGCCUCCAUUUGAGAAACCACAGCACCCCAAGUCCUUCAAGCAGAGAAAAAGCUUUGCCACGAGAAAACAGGAGGUCGCGGGGAUCCGAACAAAGUUUCCAACUAAAAUUCCGGUGAUAAUUGAAAGGUAUCAACGGGAGAAGUACUUGCCGCCUCUUGAUAAAACGAAAUUCCUGGUCCCCCAAGAACUUUCCAUGACUCAGUUUGUCACCAUUAUAAGAAAUCGUAUGUCUCUGAUGCAGAGUCAAGCGUUCUACCUGCUCAUCAAUAAUAGUGGCCUGGCCAGCAUGUCUCUUACCAUGGCGCAAGUCUACAAGGACCAUAAAGAUGACGAUGGCUUUCUCUACAUGACCUAUGCUUCUCAAGAAAUGUUUGGUAAUUGUGUUGAAAUCCAUGAGGAGUCAUUGCCAAUUGCUGGAAAUCUUUGAGAAGACAAAUUGCACGAUUGGAUAAUGUGAGGCCUCGGCUUUUGGCAGGCCCAAUAACUGAACUUCGUGUAUAGAUAUAAAAUGCAAU